Molecule: messenger RNA, 601 nt
Organism: Daphnia magna
Lineage: Eukaryota; Metazoa; Arthropoda; Branchiopoda; Diplostraca; Daphniidae
Product: 5-hydroxyisourate hydrolase
Exons: 3
Coding region: 137-490 (117 amino acids)
Biological process (GO): purine nucleobase metabolic process
Molecular function (GO): hydroxyisourate hydrolase activity
Source: RefSeq, a predicted model, not a curated record
GAUAUACCGGUACACGGUACACGGUACGCGUACACGAUAUACCGCGGCCCGUCAAUUGAGCUACGAUAUCUAUUCUAUAUUCAAAUUAUUUGUUCGGAAUAUAUCUAGCCAUUGUGUAUUUAAAAUAUUAACUUAAAUGGCGUCCAAUUAUUCGCCGUUAACUACCCAUGUUCUAAAUACUGCCACGGGAAAACCAGCAAAUGAUAUGCAAAUCAUGUUGCAUCGAAUGAAACCUGACUCAUCAUGGGAGAUUCUCAGAGAAGGGAAGACAAAUGAAGAUGGACGAUUACCAGGCCUGUUAGCAAAAGAGGAAUUCUCAGCUGGGAUGUACAAAAUGUUUUUUGAUACUUCUUCGUAUUUUAAGGAAAUGAAUAUCAGCACUUUUUAUCCAUAUGUUGAGGUAAUAUUCAACAUUGUAAACACAAGUGAACACUAUCAUGUACCACUACUUGUAAGCCCAUUUGGUUACAGUACUUACAGAGGAAGCUAGAUUUCAAUAGAUGGAUAGAUAGAUUUGCCAUAUUGAGCAAAAGUUCUUUAACAUUUUGAGGUAAUAUAUCAAAGGGUGAUUGUGGUAAAGAAAUACAUACAAUUAUAACUA